AUGUUGGAGCUGAGGCACCGGGGAGGCUGUCCCGGCCCCGGGGGAGCGGUGACGCCGCCACCUCGCGAGGGAGAGGCGGCCGGCGGCGACCACGAAACCGAGAGUACCAGUGACAAAGAAACAGAUAUUGAUGACAGAUAUGGAGACUUGGAUUCCAGAACAGAUUCUGAUAUUCCUGAAAUUCCAUUAUCUUCAGAUAGAACCCCUGAGAUCCUCAAGAAAGCUCUGUCUGGUUUAUCUUCAAGGUGGAAAAACUGGUGGAUUCGUGGAAUUCUUACUCUAACUAUGAUUUCAUUGUUUUUCCUGAUCAUCUAUAUGGGAUCAUUUAUGCUGAUGCUUCUUGUUUUAGGCAUCCAAGUGAAAUGCUUCCAUGAAAUUAUCACUAUAGGUUAUAGAGUCUAUCGUUCUUAUGACCUGCCAUGGUUUAGAACAUUAAGCUGGUACUUUCUACUGUGUGUAAACUACUUCUUCUAUGGAGAGACUGUGGCUGAUUAUUUUUCUACAUUUGUUCAAAGAGAAGAGCAACUUCAGUUCCUCAUUCGCUACCAUAGAUUUAUAUCGUUUGCCCUCUAUCUGGCAGGUUUCUGCAUGUUUGUGCUGAGUUUGGUGAAGAAACAUUAUCGUCUGCAGUUUUAUAUGUUCGCAUGGACUCAUGUCACUCUACUGAUAACAGUUACUCAGUCACAUCUUGUCAUCCAAAAUCUGUUUGAAGGCAUGAUAUGGUUCCUUGUUCCAAUAUCAAGUGUUAUUUGCAAUGACAUAACUGCUUACCUUUUUGGAUUUUUUUUUGGGAGGACUCCAUUAAUUAAGUUGUCGCCUAAAAAGACUUGGGAAGGAUUUAUUGGCGGUUUCUUUUCCACAGUCGUGUUUGGAUUCAUUGCUGCCUACAUGUUAUCCAAAUACCAGUACUUUGUCUGCCCAGUGGAAUACCGAAGUGAUGUUAACUCCUUUGUUACAGAAUGUGAACCCUCUGAACUUUUCCAGCUUCAGAGUUAUUCACUUCCUCCCUUUCUAAAGGCAGUGUUGAGACGGGAAACCGUGAGCUUGUAUCCUUUCCAGAUACACAGCAUUGCUCUUUCAACAUUUGCAUCUUUGAUUGGCCCUUUUGGAGGCUUCUUUGCCAGUGGAUUCAAAAGAGCAUUCAAAAUCAAGGAUUUUGCAAACACCAUUCCUGGACAUGGCGGGAUAAUGGACAGAUUUGAUUGUCAGUAUUUGAUGGCAACUUUUGUGCACGUGUACAUCACAAGUUUUAUAAGGGGUCCGAAUCCCAGCAAAGUGCUACAGCAGUUGUUGGUGCUUCAACCGGAACAGCAGUUAAAUAUAUAUAAAACCCUGAAGACUCAUCUGAUUGAGAAAGGAAUUCUACAGCCCACCUUGAAGGUAUAGCUGGAUCCAGAAAGGGAAGGACUAAUCAUAAGGAGUUCUACAGGAAAGCACUGACUGAUGAAAUUUUGUAAUUGCACAGAAAACUGGUUAAAAAUGCAAUAGAUUGAAGUUUUAUGACACGAAUGUCUCUUCUCGAAAUUACUGUGAAUAUUUAACACUUACUUGAUCUAAGUUAUGAAAUAAGUAGCAAAUUAUCAGCAAAAAAAUCCUGUACUUUUUCUAAAGUGUAUUUUCUGAUGUUAACUUCCUUCCCCCGACUUGCUAGGUUUCAUAAUGUAAAAGACUUGUGUUUUAAAGAGUCAAACGGAAAAAGAGUAAAUUGAGGAUGUGUUAAGAUUGCAUCUGGCGUUGUGCCCUUUGCACAAAUAUUUACUUUUGUACUUGGAGCUGCUCUUAAUUUUAACAAAAUGUUUUGUGUAAGGCACAAUAGGAAGUUAGUUCUCCUGCACUUCCUCCUCUCAGUCUGAAGUCCUUUCUGAAGGGCUGAGUUGGAUCCAAAAAAGAAAAAAAAAAUCUUGUCCGUUUUUCAAAGAAAUAAGUAAUCAUUUGCCAGGGGAAAACAUGCCAUUUUUAGGUAGGUUCAAAAAGAGCAGACAUCAAACUCGACUCCUGAUAAAAUCAUUUGGAAAAACAUGACAGUUGCAAAAAAAAAAA
Enhydra lutris kenyoni (northern sea otter) is the source of this 2040-nucleotide messenger RNA. RefSeq names its product CDP-diacylglycerol synthase 1. The transcript has 13 exons. Gene Ontology annotation, molecular function: phosphatidate cytidylyltransferase activity. NCBI's taxonomy places the organism in Eukaryota, Metazoa, Chordata, Mammalia, Carnivora, Mustelidae. The record is from RefSeq and is a predicted model, not a curated record. The coding region runs from base 1 to 1386 and encodes 461 amino acids. Gene Ontology annotation, cellular component: endoplasmic reticulum membrane.